Messenger RNA from Cottoperca gobio, 1337 nucleotides. RefSeq names its product snRNA-activating protein complex subunit 1-like. Lineage: Eukaryota; Metazoa; Chordata; Actinopteri; Perciformes; Bovichtidae. Gene Ontology annotation, cellular component: snRNA-activating protein complex. Gene Ontology annotation, molecular function: sequence-specific DNA binding. Bases 79 to 1224 code for a protein of 381 amino acids. Gene Ontology annotation, biological process: snRNA transcription by RNA polymerase III; snRNA transcription by RNA polymerase II. The record is from RefSeq and is a predicted model, not a curated record. The transcript has a single exon.
CUAAUGACGAGCCUCACCUGUCCAGAGCUCCUUCUGACGAGCUGAUUGAGUUUCUGAGGUUGUUGCUUUGUGGACAGGAUGCCUCGCCAGCGCGUUAUUUACAGUGAUGUCUUCUACGAUCCUCUGACACAAGAUGUGGAGGAACUACUUGCUCAUUUCCAGCAGACGGACUCCGUCAGGUACGAGGAGUUCUCCGCCAUUUGGAGGGAGAUGGGCUUCUCAGAUGUUUUUAUAGGCACCACCAGUAGAAGUGAACUCAAGAGAUUCUGCAGAGUAGCGCUGGCCACAGCCGUCAAGUACUUCCUGCCUCCUUACAGCUACCAGAUCCGAGUGGGAGGCUUGUAUCUGAUGUUUGGUUUGUACAACACACAACUUGCUGUCCCGCCUGUGCAGAUUAGACUCGCUCUGAGGGACUGGGCCCAAGUGCAGAAGUUUGUCAAGGACUCUGUGGAUUCUGGGCAUCAGGAUGUUGUUUACAUUUAUCAAAAGCUUGUUGCAUCCAAAGCCAUUCACUACACCGCCAUGCCACAUUUGCUAACCUUCCUAAAGCAGAGGAAACGAAAGAAGGAAGCUGUGUGUGAAGGGUUUAUUGGGAGGACCGUGGCCGUGCAGGAGCUCUACUCUGCAGACAUCCUGGAGGAGGGGAGCAACAUCCAGAGCCAGUAUGAAACGCUGAAGGAGGCCACGGAGGAGGUCGGCAGCAAGGCCUCCAUGACCCAACGAGACUUCACCGCCCGCCUGAAAGACUGCAUGUCAGAGUUCCUCACUUGGCAGCAGAAGACUUUCUCGCAGCAUAAUAAAGAAUCUGGUGAUGAUGAGGACGAGGAAGAGGAGGAGAAGUCAGCUGAGGCCAGCAGCAGCAGGGCUAGACUCCUCUCCUCUAUCAAGCAGAAGAGCUACAGCAACUUCCAGGAGGUGUCCAAGGCCAGGAGGCACAGACAGCAAGAGACUGUGGAGGAGUCCAGCUCCGGGGCAGAGCAGGUCCAGGAGACUCUGCAGCGGAGGAGGCCUCCAUCACUGCGAGCUCGGACCUGGAAGAGUCUCGGGGUGACACGGGAGGAGUGCAGGCACCAGUCCUGGCUGCUGAGUGCUCCCGAGCAGCAGAGGGUGGCGGUGAGGAGAACCAACCAGACGCCACCGUUCAAGGCCAUGAUGGGAGGCAGGAGGACUUUCAGCUGCACACAGAAGUUCUGUCCUUUGGUUUUGUUCUUCCAGGUUAAAUAAAGUUCACUUCAUUUGGAAAAUUACCUUUUGUUCUGCCCGCAACUUUAGGUUACAUUCUCAAAAUCAGUCAAAAUGUUCGGCUGCAGAGUUUUCUUAUCCUACUAUAUUAAUCU